Molecule: messenger RNA, 997 nt
Organism: Lutzomyia longipalpis
Lineage: Eukaryota; Metazoa; Arthropoda; Insecta; Diptera; Psychodidae
Gene: AIMP2
Product: probable aminoacyl tRNA synthase complex-interacting multifunctional protein 2
Exons: 1
Coding region: 87-914 (275 amino acids)
Cellular component (GO): aminoacyl-tRNA synthetase multienzyme complex
Source: RefSeq, a predicted model, not a curated record
GUGUUCUAACCUCACUCUUCUUGCCAAAUCGUCGUGUUUUCGGGGAAGUUUUUCUCCUGUGAAAAAUUGAUUUUCUCAGCUGAAAAAUGUACAGUUUGAAGCCGAUUGUGAGUGAUUUUGAUGUUGAAAAGCCUAAAAACAUGUACGUCAUCAAGGAAAUUAAUCCCCGUGAGGAGAAAGCUGAUAAAUUCCUCACAAAUCUCGAGACGAGUCUUGCAGUAGGAAAAGAAGGAGAUCUCGGUGAUUUGGAGGAGAAGCAGGAAAUUCUGUUGGAGAAAUUGAAGGAACUUAAGAGGCAGUUGGUGUCACUACAGGAUGGUUUGCCAUUGUGCAGGAAGCCAGCACAAGUUCCACAGGAAAGUGUCUUUCCCAAGGAUCUCGUGAUUAAUGUCAAUCCUGCCGCCAUCCCGUACAGCCUGCUGCUGAUGCUGAAACAGAAGAGAUCCCCGCUGACGUUCACAGUGAACUUCUACACACAUUCAACGGUGUCGCAACUUCCGGAGGAAGCCGCGGAAUUUGCCAAAGAGAUUGCUGGACUCAGCACGGGAAGUGGAACAAAGGUUGAGGUGAUCUGGAAAGCGGGGAUGCCAACGAAUUUCGAAGUAAUCAUCAAUCCAACAGCUGUCUUCUGGGGCGAAGGGAACUUCAUUCGCUACCUCACCCGGCUGGGAGUGCUGGAGAAGGGUCAGGAGGGCGAUGACAUCCUCGUGGAUAUGUCCCAUCAGCUUCAGGCCAUCGGGGAGGACAGGAAGGAGCAGGCAAAGCUGGCAGAUCGUCUCAUGGGAGCCAUGAGGAAGCAGAAAAUCACGCAGAGUGUGGAUUUUGCAACGUACUCAGCUCUACGGAACUUCCGGAAUGCCACAAAGAGUGGCAAAGUUGAUGGUGUCCUCAAGGAGAUUGAGGGGCGCCUCUAAAUCUCAUCACAAACUCAUGACUUUAUGUGAAAAUCCUUUAAUCACACCCAGAAUGAAAUAAAAACUGAAUUUUCUCUCAAGAA